AUGACCGCGCUGCUGCUGCUGGCGCGGACCACCACCGGAGCCACUCCUCUGCGUAGACCCGCGACCAGCUCCACCGCCACCCCCGCCGCCUCCGCCGCAUCCGCCGCCUCCACUACUACCGCCGCCUUUGCCGCCUCCUCCACCGCCACCACCUCUACCGCCUCCGCUCCCACCGCCACCGCCGCCGCCGCCUCCGCCUCCACUGCCGCCACCAACACCUCCACCCCCACCUCCACUCCCACCGCCACCCCCACUCCCCCCGCCGCCUCCACCUCCACCUCCACCGCCCCCGCUCGCUCCUCCAGUGCCCCUGCCCCCCUUGCCUCUGCCAGAGCGGCGUCUCCCGCUAGGGGCAGACGCCGCACCGACCGACUCAAGACCAAGGAGCACUCGUCUCUUUGUCGCGUGAUUGACAUGGAUCACGGUGAAAAUAGGAAGCGCACCACCGACGAGCCAGAGGGCGAACGCAUCUACGAGACAGAUUUGUGCCGCACGUUCGAGGUCAUGCCAAAGGAGCUGCUCGUCUCUCAGCUCAUUGAGGCGUGCUUCAAAAACGGGUUCACUCAGAGAGCGUUGACCACUAUGGACACCAACGUAUCCAACCGCACGCUUCUUGUGUCUGGCUUUCCUGGCGUGGGCCUGUUGCGGGUGUUGCAGUGGCGUGGGCCUGUUGUGGGUGUUGCAGUGGCGUGGGCCUGUUGUGGGUGUUGCAGUGGCGUGGGCCUGUUGUGGGUGUUGCAGUGGCGUGGGCCUGUUGUGGGGGCUGCAGUGGCGUGGGCCUGUUGUGGGGGCUGCAGUGGCGUGGGCCUGCUGUGGGGGCUGCAGUGGCGUGGGCCUGCUGUGGGGGCUGCAGUGGCGUGGGCCUGCUGUGGGGGCUGCAGUGGCGUGGGCCUGCUGUGGGGGCUGCAGUGGCGUGGGCCUGCUGUGGGGGCUGCAGUGGCGUGGGCCUGCUGUGGGGGCUGCAGUGGCGUGGGCCUGCUGUGGGGGCUGCAGUGGCGUGGGCCUGCUGUGGGGGCUGCAGUGGCGUGGGCCUGCUGUGGGGGCUGCAGUGGCGUGGGCCUGCUGUGGGGGCUGCAGUGGCGUGGGCCUGCUGUGGGGGCUGCAGUGGCGUGGGCCUGCUGUGGGGGCUGCAGUGGCGUGGGCCUGCUGUGGGGGCUGCAGUGGCGUGGGCCUGCUGUGGGGGCUGCAGUGGCGUGGGCCUGCUGUGGGGGCUGCAGUGGCGUGGGCCUGCUGUGGGGGCUGCAGUGGCGUGGGCCUGCUGUGGGGGCUGCAGUGGCGUGGGCCUGCUGUGGGGGCUGCAGUGGCGUGGGCCUGCUGUGGGGGCUGCAGUGGCGUGGGCCUGCUGUGGGGGCUGCAGUGGCGUGGGCCUGCUGUGGGGGCUGCAGUGGCGUGGGCCUGCUGUGGGAGCUGCAGUGGCGUGGGCCUGCUGUGGGGGCUGCAGUGGCGUGGGCCUGCUGUGGGGGCUGCAGUGGCGUGGGCCUGCUGUGGGGGCUGCAGUGGCGUGGGCCUGCUGUGGGGGCUGCAGUGGCGUGGGCCUGCUGUGGGGGCUGCAGUGGCGUGGGCCUGCUGUGGGGGCUGCAGUGGCGUGGGCCUGCUGUGGGGGCUGCAGUGGCGUGGGCCUGCUGUGGGGGCUGCAGUGGCGUGGGCCUGCUGUGGGGGCUGCAGUGGCGUGGGCCUGCUGUGGGGGCUGCAGUGGCGUGGGCCUGCUGUGGGGGCUGCAGUGGCGUGGGCCUGCUGUGGGGGCUGCAGUGGCGUGGGCCUGCUGUGGGGGCUGCAGUGGCGUGGGCCUGCUGUGGGGGCUGCAGUGGCGUGGGCCUGCUGUGGGGGCUGCAGUGGCGUGGGCCUGCUGUGGGGGCUGCAGUGGCGUGGGCCUGCUGUGGGGGCUGCAGUGGCGUGGGCCUGCUGUGGGGGCUGCAGUGGCGUGGGCCUGCUGUGGGGGCUGCAGUGGCGUGGGCCUGCUGUGGGGGCUGCAGUGGCGUGGGCCUGCUGUGGGGGCUGCAGUGGCGUGGGCCUGCUAUGGGGGCUGCAGUGGCGUGGGCCUGCUGUGGGGGCUGCAGUGGCGUGGGCCUGCUGUGGGGGCUGCAGUGGCGUGGGCCUGCUGUGGGGGCUGCAGUGGCGUGGGCGUGUUGUAGGGGUAGGGGUUGCCCAUCUGCACCGGUGCUGCUGCCAAGGGUCCUAUGGGACGUUAGCCCCAUCACGAUCAUUUAUCUGCAGUAA
Messenger RNA from Closterium sp. NIES-65, 2217 nucleotides. NCBI's taxonomy places the organism in Eukaryota, Viridiplantae, Streptophyta, Zygnematophyceae, Desmidiales, Closteriaceae. The record is from the annotation of a GenBank genome assembly.